Messenger RNA from Colletotrichum godetiae, 921 nucleotides. Its product is annotated as nucleosome assembly protein. Gene Ontology annotation, cellular component: nucleus; chromatin. Gene Ontology annotation, molecular function: histone binding; chromatin binding. Gene Ontology annotation, biological process: nucleosome assembly. The transcript has 3 exons. Lineage: Eukaryota; Fungi; Ascomycota; Sordariomycetes; Glomerellales; Glomerellaceae. The record is from RefSeq and is a predicted model, not a curated record. Bases 1 to 921 code for a protein of 306 amino acids.
AUGGUUGAGACCGGUGUCACCUACGAGCAGCUCGCUGAUCUCGAGCACGAGUUCGAGAUCGUUGAGAACGAGAUCGUCCGCAAGCAGUACGAGCUCUCCAAGCCUCUGUACGAGAAGCGCGCCGCCAUCGUCUCCAAGAUCCCCAACUUCUGGGCCCUCGUCUUUGAGCAGUCGCCCCCCGAGGUCGACGAGCACAUCCAGCCCUCCGACGCCGCCCUGCUCCUCUCCUCCCUCAAGAACAUCUCCGUCUCCCGCCCCGAGAUUGAGAACAGCUCCGGCGGCGACCCCCGCUCGCUGACCAUCCGCUUCGAGUUCAACGAGAACGAGUACUUUGAGGACUCGGUCGUCGAAAAGACCUUUUGGUACCGCCACUCCGCCACCUACACCGGCCUCGUUUCCGAGCCCGUCGACAUCAAGUGGAAGGCCGGCAAGGACCUGACCGAGGGCCUCCUCUCCGCCGCCAAGAAGGUCUGGGACCAGGGCCCCAUCACCCCCGGCAAGCUCACCCCCGAGGCUGAGGCCCUCCGCAAGAAGGUCGAGGAGACCGCCAUGGGUGGCGUCUCCUUCUUCUCCUUCUUCGGCUACGUCGGCAAGCGCAUCUCCGCCGAGGAGAGCAAGGCCGCCCUCGCCAAGGAGGUCAAGGAGUUUGAGGACCGCAAGGCCGGCAAGAAGGCCGGCGAGGAGGCCGAGGAGGAGGGCGACGAGGACGAGACCGAGUUCGAGCUCGAGAUCUUCCCCGACGGCGACGACGUCGCCGUCGCCAUCGCCACCGACCUGUGGCCCGAGGCGCUCCACUACUUUACCCAAGCCCAGGAGGCCGGCGAGCUGUCCGAUUGCGAAUUUGAGUCCGACGAUGAGGAGGAUGAGGAUGAGGAGAUGGGCGACGCCGAGACCACCCCCAACAAGAAGCGCAAGGCUUAG